GUGGAUAAAGGCCAACGAGGUGAGCAAGGAUUGCCGGGAUCGACUCGUUCUGAAGCUCCGUGAGCGAUCAAACAAGGCCGCCGACCGAGCCGCCAGGCUCGAGCGUCGGCUCCAGAGGCUGAAGACGGAACAUGCCUCCGAUCGAAAGGUUGCCGAAGCCGUCGUUUCCUUGAGGAAGCUGGCCAGCGACAUCGAGAAGCAGACUCCCAGAACCACCAUCGAU
Symbiodinium natans is the source of this 223-nucleotide messenger RNA. Lineage: Eukaryota; Dinophyceae; Suessiales; Symbiodiniaceae. The record is from the annotation of a GenBank genome assembly.